GAUGGUCGCCAAACGCUUGACGGAGGUUACUGCUGACCAGGAUUUGCUGGAGCAGGGGAACUCCAAUGUACUGGACGAUGUCACUAUUGAUGAAACUCAAGAAAAGGACGUCGCUAUAGACCUUGAUGUUGGUGAAGAUCUUCUGAAAAAUGAUGUCAUGAAGCAGGUUGUGGAAUAUUUGAAGCAUCUGAAAUUAGAGCAACACAUAAAAGACGAAGAACACACUCUGGACCUGUGGGAUUUUGCUGGACAGCACGUUUACUAUGCCUCCCAUCAUGUAUUCCUGUCUCCUCGAGCGCUUUACGUUCUUGUUUGUAACCUUAGCAAGGAUAUGGACGCAGAAGCAGAGGAAUACUUCGUUCAAGGUGUUAAUAAAAGGAGGCUCCAUAACCCAAACAGCGAGACCAAUCUGGAUAAGUUAUUGUCCUGGCUGGUUUCUGUGCACAAUGUUAGGCCCGCCGACGAUAGAACUGUCCGCGAGUACGCCCGCCCUCCAGUAUUCAUCGUAGGUACGCAUGCAGAUGAACCUGCAAAAGACGUCAAAACGAUGAUUCUACGUAUACAGGAGAGUUUAACCGAGAAGACCUACCAGGAACAUGUGAUUAGGCCGCUCUUCAGUGUUGAUAACAAGAAGUCUCUGCAUGAUGACGGGGUUCAAGCCUUACGAAACAAGAUAAUGGAGGUGUUAAAACUGGAGCCAUACAUGGGCGAAGAACUUCCAAUCAGAUGGUUUCACUUUGAGAAAGUUGUGGAGGCUUUAGUGAAAAAGAAACGUUAUCAUAUGGAAAUUGGAGAGCUCCGAACCGUCAUCAAAAAAAAGUGUCGGAUACACGAAGACAAAGAAGUGGACUUGAUGUUAGAUUUUUACCACAACCUUGGAGUAAUUGUGAAGCAUGGCAGUACUGUAGUACUACAAGCACAAUGGCUGAUUGAUCUUUUAAAGCAACUGAUCACCGUGCCGCCAUUUGAUAAGGGGGAUGGUUCUAUCUCAAACUGCUGGGAUGCUCUCGAGAAGUCUGGAAUUCUUCAAAUGAAACUCGUGGAACAUGUUUUUGAUGAGCCUGACAAGAGAGGAUUGAAAAAGGAAGAUAUUUUGGAUUUGAUGGAACAAUUUGGGCUGAUCGCGAAAUUUUUUCCACAUAGGAAAACUAAGGUAGCAAGAUAUUUUGUGCCAACCCAACUUACCGAACCACCUCCCCCAGAGCUUUGCGAGAAGAAACCUUCUGGCUGUGAUCCUUGUUUGCUGUAUGUCACCUUCAGUGAUGGGUUUGUCCCUUACGGGCUCUUUCCCCAGCUUUUGUCAGCAUGUAUCGCUUGGUGUUCCGAGCGUGGUUUCCGAGACGAGCCCGGUCUGUAUAGUAACGGAGCUAGGUUUUUCAUUGGGGAACAAUCCAUGUACAGUCUGGUCCUUAUUUGCAGAAAAAGAUCGAUCAAGGUCGCAUUAACCCAGAUGGAAAAUUCUGCUUCAGGAUCCUCAGACACUGCUUCAAAGGAAGUGGAACCCUGGGAAGUUCGUGUCUUUCUUGAUGAUACCCUGGCUGGCUUCUCAAAGAAGCUACACUGGCUACGUAAUUUAUCGUAUGACUGGUGUGUUCCAUGCACUGUUUGCCACUGCGACCAGCACAAUUGUAAAUCAGGCUGUUGUACUAACGAAGAAUGUUUGCAUCUCCACCCGGUACACUCUUCUGAUAAAUUGAUCGUUUGCAAAAGAAGCCCUCGCGAUGAAAUAGUCAAAAUUCCUGGAUUGGGGAAAUGGUUUCGGACGAAAAUCGAGAAUGAAGAACAGAGCGAGGACAAUCAGUUAUUUGCACCAGACCAGAUCGAUGCUACUGCGGAGAGGCAGAGUUCAACCAGAACGAAAAGGUCUCAGCGAAACAGAGAGACUGUGGGAGGUAGAGACCAGAAUGAUGCUUCUGUGGAGAAGCAUAGUGCAAACAGACUGAAAAGGCCUUCAUGUUCAUCCACCGGAGUUCCUGAGGUGACUGUGGGAGGUAGAGGUAAUCUUUUCUUGUGUGUCAUUUUUGAAGGGCGAGCAUGCAGGAAUUGGCGGUCACACUCCGGCUAA
Molecule: messenger RNA, 2065 nt
Organism: Orbicella faveolata
Lineage: Eukaryota; Metazoa; Cnidaria; Anthozoa; Scleractinia; Merulinidae
Biological process (GO): signal transduction
Molecular function (GO): protein binding
Source: RefSeq, a predicted model, not a curated record